Mesorhabditis spiculigera is the source of this 684-nucleotide messenger RNA. Lineage: Eukaryota; Metazoa; Nematoda; Chromadorea; Rhabditida; Rhabditidae. The record is from the annotation of a GenBank genome assembly.
AUGGCCGAUUGGGGGGCCAGUAGAGGCGAGGCUGCUGCUUGUUUACAUUCCGUGCCGAACCGAUCGACGGGAGUGGCCGUCUGUGAUAAGAAGGUUCUUCAUAACGUCCUCGUGGAGUUGUAUGAGAAGGAUACCAUGAACCCCGACGAUCUCCUGGCCCACAUCCACACCAACGCCAACGGGGAAUUCCAGCUGUAUGGUGAGCACGACGAGGCCGGCUACAUCAGGCCGUACCUCCGUGUCCGGCACAACUGCCACGCCAAGCCGAACUGCGCCCGCAUCGCCGAGUACCAGAUCCCGCAGUCCGCCCUUGGAGACGUCUACGACAUGACUUUCUUGACGCUGGACAUCAAGGUGGCCGGCGAGACGGAAGGAAUCGCCGUCUGUCAAAAGAAACGUCUCUCCAACGUGAAGAUUGAGCUGUGGGACCGUGAUACCCUUGACCCGAACGACCUCCUCUCGACCGUGUUCACCAACGGCGACGGCGAGUUCACGAUCACUGGUGGAGAGGACGAGGUCGGAAAGAUUGAGCCCUUCAUCCGCGUCACCCACAACUGCAAGACCAAGCCUUACUGCCAACGUAUCGGUGACUUCGAGGUUCCCCAAGAGAAGAUCGACGGCACCUACGACAUGACGUACCUCACUCUCGAUAUUGCGGUGUCCGGCGAGAAGGAGAAGUGCAUG